AUGCGAAGAGCGUUGCUGAACACAGACAACUGGAUUCGAAUCAAUCCAUGCGAGAUGUUCACCCGGCUAAUUGCCCUCUCGACAUCCCGCAUGAUGGCCGGCGACAUCCUGCGCGAAAAUGAAGAAUGGCUCAACGUUGCAAGCAACUAUGCCGUGAACGUGGGAAUCACAAUCAUCCUACUCCGUCCAGUCCCAAAAUACCUCCGUCCCAUCGUAGCGCCCUUCCUCCCCAGCGUCCGGGAAAUGAAGAAGCAGUUACGGUUCGCGAAAGAGCUUUUUAUUCCGAUUAUCCACGAACGCAGACUCGCACAACAGACUAAAGACCCGAACUAUACCAAGCCAGACGACUUCUUGCAGUGGAUGAUGGACCUGAGCGAGGAAAAGGAUGAGAACCUCGGACCGGAUACACUGGCGCAUCACAUGCUGCUCUUGGUCACACUGGCGGUUACUCAUACCAGCACCAUGGCCCUGUGUCACUGUCUCUAUGAUUUGGUUACUAGACCCGAAUACAUUGAGCCCCUGAGGGAAGAAAUGACCCGGACUCUACCUGAUGGCUGGUAUAAGGCGACUCAGGCUUCGCUGAAGGAGCAGUCCCGCCUGGAUAGUUUCUUGCGCGAGUCUCAACGCUUUGCUCCUCCUGGUGAAUUAAACUUCCAUCGCAUCGUCAAAGAGCCCAUCAUGCUCCAUGAUGGGCUCGUUCUUCCAGUAGAAACACACAUCUGCUUCGCUGCAGGUCCUAUCAGCAAAGAUGAUGCCUACAUCAAAAACCCAAUAGCCUUCGACGGGUUUCGUUGGUGCCAUGACCCCCAGGACCGUUUUGUCCUCACUCCUGAGCUUGCACCUCCCGCUAUGCCGAACGGUGGCCAGAAGAUGCAAGCUGAGAAGCCGAUAUAUUCCGCCCAUUUCGUUACUAUCACCAGUACUAAUAUGCAUUUCGGGUUCGGGGUCCAGGCGUGUCCCGGUCGGUUCUUUGCGGCGAAUACUUUGAAGGCGAUCUUGAGUCGCAUCAUCCUUGACUAUGAGUUUAAAUUCGUUAAAGAUCUGGGAGGGAAAAGACCUGCUAAUCUCGUAGUUGGGGAGCAUAUUCUUCCUAGUAUGAGUACUGAGAUGCUGUUUCGGAAAAGGCCUAUUGGACUUUGA
Molecule: messenger RNA, 1140 nt
Organism: Penicillium robsamsonii
Lineage: Eukaryota; Fungi; Ascomycota; Eurotiomycetes; Eurotiales; Aspergillaceae
Product: cytochrome P450
Exons: 3
Coding region: 1-1140 (379 amino acids)
Molecular function (GO): iron ion binding; heme binding; monooxygenase activity
Source: RefSeq, a predicted model, not a curated record